This is a messenger RNA of Leucoraja erinaceus (little skate), 2066 nucleotides long. RefSeq names its product dopamine receptor D5a (gene drd5a). The record is from RefSeq and is a predicted model, not a curated record. Gene Ontology annotation, biological process: adenylate cyclase-activating adrenergic receptor signaling pathway. NCBI's taxonomy places the organism in Eukaryota, Metazoa, Chordata, Chondrichthyes, Rajiformes, Rajidae. Gene Ontology annotation, cellular component: plasma membrane. The coding region runs from base 370 to 1689 and encodes 439 amino acids. Gene Ontology annotation, molecular function: dopamine neurotransmitter receptor activity; G protein-coupled receptor activity. The transcript has a single exon.
CACCUCCCGGUAGGUGAGGGAAUGGGGUACCUCCAGUGUUGCGUUCAGCUCAGCGGCAUGAAGACGAGGGGCGCCGGUGAGCUGCACAAGUAUUGCGAGCCUCUGUGUUUGCGCGCCGGCAGAUUUACCGCGUCCUGAAUUUGGGAUUAAAACCAUCCGCCGGCUGAACUGAGGGGGCUACGACUUUCUUGACCGUUUGGCACUCCAGCUCACAAAGUGAGCCGCGGUGAGCCGCGCCGGGGCUGGGAUACCUGCAGUCUAACCCCCGGGCUCCAUGUGAAAGGCUGAGCUUCGGGGAGGUGCGCUGGGGGUUCGGCCAAGCAUGGGUGCCCGGGUCUGAUAGUCACCCCGCCGGCUGCCCUGGGUGGAAUGGAUGGAGCGCCGGGCGUUAAGAGUGAGCUGGCGACUCGCAUCCUCACCGGACUCCUGCUCUCUGUGCUCAUCCUCUUUACCCUGCUGGGCAACGCGCUGGUGUGUGUGGCCGUGGUCCACUUCCGCCACCUGCGGUCCAAGGUCACUAACGUGUUCAUCGUGUCGCUGGCUCUCUCCGACUUGCUGGUGGCCGUGCUGGUGAUGCCUUGGAAGGCAGUGGCCGAGGUGGCGGCUUACUGGCCCUUCGGGCGCCGCUUCUGCAGCGUGUGGGUGGCCUCGGACAUCAUGUGCUCCACCGCGUCCAUCCUCAACCUGUGUGUGAUCAGCGUGGACAGGUACUGGGCGAUCUCCAGCCCCUUCCGCUAUCAGCGCAAGAUGACCCACCGUGCGGCGCUGGUGAUGAUCGCCGUCGCCUGGGCGUUCUCGCUGCUCAUCUCCUUCAUCCCGGUGCAACUGAGUUGGCACAGCAUCCGAGAGCCGGCCGGUGCAGGGCACAGCAACAACUCCUCGGCUGCCUUUGCCCACCCGCCCGAGAGCUGCGACUCCAGCUUGAACAGGACCUACGCCAUCUCCUCCUCGCUGGUCAGCUUCUACAUCCCCGUGGCUAUCAUGCUGGUGACCUACACGCGGAUCUACAGGAUCGCUCAGAUCCAGAUCCGGCGCAUCGCCUCGCUGGAGAGAGCAGCCGAGCACGCACAGAGUUGCCGCCGGAGGAGGUUGGAGCCGCGGCAGCAACAGCAGCAGAUGCACCACCACAGCGCGCUGGAGCGCUCCUUCAAGAAAGAGACCAAGGUGCUCAAGACCCUGUCCAUCAUCAUGGGCGUUUUCGUCUGCUGCUGGCUCCCCUUCUUCGUGCUGAACUGCAUGGUCCCUUUCUGUGACCGCAACUCCCCUGCCGCCGCGGCCAGACUGCCGUGUGUCAGCGACACCACCUUUGACAUCUUCGUCUGGUUCGGUUGGGCCAACUCGACCCUCAACCCGGUGGUCUACGCCUUCAACGCCGAGUUCCGCAAGGCUUUCUCCAGCCUGCUGGGCUGCCAAGACUUUUGCUCCGGCAACCAAGUGGAGACGGUGAACAUCAGCAACGAGUUAGUGUCUUACAACCAAGACACGGUCUUCCACCGGGAGAUAGUCACCGCCUAUGUCACCAUGAUCCCCAAUGUGAUGGGCUGCAUGGAAGACGACCAGAUCUUUGACAGGAUGUCCCAGAUCCUGGCCACCAACGAGCAGGCCACAGAGACUGCUUCCGAGAUGGAAGGCGACGCAGACUUGUCUUUAGGUAAAAUCACGCCUUGUACCCCGAAUGGGUUGCAUUAGGAGUGAACACUAGGCAACGGCUUCACUGCAACCAUCCCGAAAUGUUCCGCUAGACGAGGCGUUGGUCAGAAUCCAUACACCGCCAGAACACAGUGCUCCACUGCGUAUUUCAAUUGUGAGCUCUUUAAUGAGCAGGCUAAUGUCAGAGCUGUGGGGAAAUUAAACACCCCCACCCAAGUCACACCAGCUUCUCGUUCUCACCCAGCAAACAGUUAACAAUGGCCUGUUUCCUUAUCACCGUUACUUUUUUUUUUGCAUAUCUUUAAUUCAUUUGUGUUUAAGAAGGAACUGCAGAUGCUGGAAAAUCGAAGGCACACAAAAAAGCUGGAGAAACUCAGCGGGUGCAGCAGCAUCUAUGGAGCGAAGGAAAUAGGCAA